Ceutorhynchus assimilis (cabbage seed weevil) is the source of this 1020-nucleotide messenger RNA. Lineage: Eukaryota; Metazoa; Arthropoda; Insecta; Coleoptera; Curculionidae. The record is from the annotation of a GenBank genome assembly.
UCUAAUGAGUAGAUACUCGUAGAUAAAAACUUUUUAGAAAUUCAAGUGAUUUUAUUUUUUGUGUUGCCACAUUCCAUUCAUUUAUAUUUUUGUUGUCACAAUCCAUAAUUAAGAGAGAAAAAAUCCAAAAUGCGGUUAAUUGUGGCCAUAUUUGUAAGUUUCUGUUUGUUUCAAACAUCAGCUGCCAUAUCAGGGUCAACACUAAAACUGCUAAUCUGGGCCGCAGAGUACGGAUUAAAAAACCUCGGGACACUAGAUUUAUUGAAAAGUCGGGAUAUUCAUUUCAAUAAUGCUAUUGCAAAUGGUUCUUUAGCAUGCAGCAAACUAUCAGUGUAUGGCCUGGAAAGCCUAGAUGUUGAUUUAGAUAAAAUUCAACCUACAAUUGAAGAGUUAGCUGGUGGUGCUCGUAAUGUUACUCUGAACUUAAAUAUAACUAUACCCAAAACUGUUGGUAUAAAAGUCCUAGAAUAUAAGGCCGAUGUAGCCUUACCCAGUGAUAUUCCACUUUAUGGCAAAGGAAAUGUACGAGCAAGUACAAUAAACUUGGAAACUUACGUCCAUGUGAAUAUACUAUUAAAUGGCUCCAACUCAACUACUUUAAAUGAACUUAUCUUAAAGCCAACCUUAGGUUUCGUUGAGAUAAGCUUAACAGGAUUUUUCAACAACCCUGACCGUACACUUAAUUUAGGGAUAUCAGCUGCCCUCACAGCUAUAGCAAACGUAGUUGCAGCUUUUUGGGACAUACACGUUAAUUGUUGCUCAUGUGCUUUGUCUACAAUAGUAAGAGCUGUUCUUAACAAUCAGGUAGAUCCUAUGGCUAUUUUGAAUAGUCUUCAAGCUGACUGUAAGACUAUUUGUACACCAAGCGAUAACGCCAUUGUUGAGACAUUGUUUAGGACUGAAAAUCCUUUGGACCUUGCAAAUUAUUUGGCAAGUCCUGCUGGUUUGGCGAAAGUUCAACAAUAUCUUGAUAAGUUUAUAGAAUAAUAAAUAUUUGAAAUAUAUAUAUUUAUGAGUGGA